GGGUUCCGGUCCCGAGCGCGGCCACUUCAACGCAUUGGUCACUUGGACGGGCUCCUCGGAGGCGGUGGCACCGAGUCCCGACGGCCGGACCCGGCAGAGCAGGGACCAUGGACUCGUUCAGCACCAAGAACCUGGCGCUGGAGGCGCAGAAGAAGGUCCUGAGCAAGGUGGCCUCCAAGGGGCUGGCCACCGCCUUCCUGGACGAGGCGAGCAGCGAGGUGCUGGACGAGCUGUACCGCGCCACCAAGGAGUUCACGCGCAGCCGGCGCGAGGCGCAGCGGCUGGUGAAGAACCUGGUGAAGGUGGCGCUGAAGCUGGCGCUGCUGGUGCGCGCCGGGCAGCUGCGCCCGGCCGAGCUGGACGCCCUGCGCGCCUUCCGCGGCCGCGCGCGCCGCCUGGCCAUGACCGCCGUCAGCUUCCACCAGGUGGCCUUCACCUUCGACCGGCGCGUGCUGGCCGCCGGCCUGCGGGAGUGCGGGGACCUGCUGCGCCAGGCGGCCGGCCCGCACCUCACCGCCAAGUCGCACGGCCGCAUCCAGCACGUGUGCGGCCGCCUGGCCGACGCCGACUUCCUGGGCGCGCUCUACGGCCCGGCCGAGCCCUACCGCGGCCACCUGCGCCGCAUCUGCGACGGGCUGGCCCGCAUGCUGGACGCCGGCAGCCUCUGAGCGGCCGGGACGCCCCCCGGCCCCGGCCGGCCCCGCGCCCCCGCGCCCCGGGACGCUGCCACCGGCCCUCGUGCGCAAACCAACAUGCGCGACGCAUCGGCUCCUUCGGCCCCCACCCCAGAACCGCUCCUGCUCCCCGCCGGGCCGACGAGGGCGCCCCUGCUGCGCCCCUCAAACGCCCUCCUCGGCCCGCUGCUGGGCUCUCGCGAAGCAGGAGCGCGUGACCGCAGAGCCCGCGUGCGCCCCUCUUCUCGGCGCAAGCCCUCCCCGCCCGACAGCGGGGAAAUUCGGGGUGCUCACCGCCCCCCACCACUGCACAAUCAGAAUAAAAACCUUGGGGGCUGCGGGAAGGGCUCAGAGUGAGGCCCCCACACCCAACACUGCUGUCUGUGCCCACCGUGGCCCCCAGAAGUCACCGAAAUACGCCAAAUAAAAGUGGGGGCGGGGGGCGGACAGUUAAGACCUGGCGGGGGCACUGGCCUUGCAUGUGGCUGACCCAGGUUCCAUCCUUGGCAUCUCAUAGGGUCCCCUGAGCCCACCAGGAGGGACCCCUGACCUCCCAGUCAGGAGCCUGGUGUGGCCCAAACCACACGCUCUCCAGGGCAGGUGGUACACCGCCCCCCCACACUGCCGGGAUGGGGUCCAGGUGCCGGGAGGGACCCCAAGAGGUGGUCACCAGGACAGCUGAGCUCUUGCUACUGCUUGGUCAGGAUCCAGGGGCUUAGGCGCUGCUGAGGAGUCUGGGGGUUUGGGGGCGGCUCCCCCAGGCCCACACACUCCCCACAGGGGCCUCACCCUUUGCCCACCGCGGCGUGUCCGAGUGUGCCCCGUGGUGGCUGAGGACACGUGGGUCCCCCCAAUCCUGAGCCUGAACUGCAGCCUGGUUAAAAGGGGUAUCCAGA
Messenger RNA from Sorex fumeus (smoky shrew), 1570 nucleotides. RefSeq names its product TNF alpha induced protein 8 like 1 (gene TNFAIP8L1). Gene Ontology annotation, biological process: negative regulation of TOR signaling; regulation of apoptotic process. The coding region runs from base 108 to 668 and encodes 186 amino acids. The transcript is spliced from 2 exons. The record is from RefSeq and is a predicted model, not a curated record. Gene Ontology annotation, cellular component: cytoplasm. NCBI's taxonomy places the organism in Eukaryota, Metazoa, Chordata, Mammalia, Eulipotyphla, Soricidae.